AUGAAUAAAGAAGCAUUUGAACUUCUCUCAGAUUACAAAAAAAGAAGAAUUGAAGAUGCUUAUUUUGCAGCAAGUAAUAAACAAAUCAGUCCUACAGAUUUCUUUGGUAUCUGUAAAGAAAUUUUAAAUCCAGAAGAAUAUGCUAAUUUGUUCCCACGAAAUACUGAAAUCAAAACUGAACAUUUAGAAGACAUUCUUCAAUAUUCGGGUGUGGAUCUAAAAGAAGAAAACGAAAAAAUCUUAGAAUACAAUAUUUCAUAUGCCAAUGAUGACUAUGAAGAUGUAGAAGGACAAAUACAUUCUCUUUUAAAUGUAAAAUUAUUUAAAGAAUAUGUACAAAAAUUGGCUAAAAAUAGGAAGCUUAUGGUCAGUGAAGAUGUUUACACUUUAUUAUUCUUUAUUUUAAGAAGAAAACUAAUAGAUUUUAUCGAUAAAAUGGAUGAGAUGAGUAAAGUAAGGGUAGAAUGCUUAUUACUUGAUAAAAAUGUACAAAUAAAAAAUGAUCUAACAAGGCAACUGUGGUGCCUAGAGCAGAUAGAGAAAACAGAAAUGGAGAAAUUAAAUCUAAAAAAUACAGAAGAUAAAAAAACUAAGAAAAAAAAUAUACAAGAAAGAGAAGACUUAGUAGUCAAAAAAAAGUUAAGUAAUACAGUGGCUAUGCAAGCACUUGGUAUACAACAAAAAAGUUGGAUGAGUGGAGAAGAGACCAUUGUUAAUAAAAAUAUAACAAAAUUUAAAUCUAUUUAUUCACCAUACGAUGAUAAACAUAUUGAAAAGAAAGUAAAUGCAAGAAUUCUUAAUAUGAAAGAUUUCUUGUGUGUAUUGGAAAGAGAUAAAAGAUAUAAUAAGUCUAUUUUUACUAUACAGCAUUAUUUUAAGUAA
This is a messenger RNA of Vairimorpha ceranae, 882 nucleotides long. RefSeq names its product taf4 transcription initiation factor tfiid component. The transcript has a single exon. Gene Ontology annotation, cellular component: transcription factor TFIID complex. The coding region runs from base 1 to 882 and encodes 293 amino acids. NCBI's taxonomy places the organism in Eukaryota, Fungi, Microsporidia, Nosematidae. Gene Ontology annotation, biological process: DNA-templated transcription initiation. The record is from RefSeq and is a predicted model, not a curated record.